GCGCCUAUCCUGCUCCCCUCAGCAGAACUACGAGCCCCAUGUUGCUCCGGGCCGCCGGGGGCGGUGCCGGCCGCGCCCACAUCCCUGAUUCCGCCCUGCGCCGCGCAGCAUGGCCGGCUUCGCUGAUCUGAACGUGCCGCACGGCGCGGACAGGAAGGCCGUGCAGAGCCUGCUGGAGGCCGCGGCGCACCUGGGAUAUUCUGCAGUCGCUCUUAAUCACAUCAUCGAUUUUAAAGAAAAGAAACAGGAAAUAGCCAAGCCGGUAUCUCCAUCGGAGCUGUUUCCGUCUUUGCCUAUUGUACAGGGGACAUCUAAAAGACUUAAAGUCUUAACCCGGCUGACACUUGUUGUUUCUGAUCCUUCCCACUGUAAUCUCUUGAGAUCUACAUCUACAAAUAUAAGAUUGUAUGACAUCAUAGCUGUAUUCCCAAAGACGGAGAAAUUGUUCCAUAUUGCUUGCACAACUCUUGAUGUGGAUCUGGUCUGUAUAAAUGUAACAGAGAAGCUUCCGUUUUACUUCCGAAGGCCUCCUGUAAAUAUGGCAAUAGAUCGAGGCAUUUACUUUGAACUUCUUUACACGCCUGCCAUCAAAGACUCCACAAUGAGAAGAUACACAAUUUCAAAUGCAAUCAGCCUGAUGCAGAUCUGCAAAGGAAAGAACAUCGUUAUAUCUAGUGCAGCUGAAAGACCUCUGGAAUUACGAGGUCCUUACGAUGUGGCUAAUCUAGGUUUGCUGUUUGGCCUGUCAGAAGGCGAAGCCAAGGCAGCCGUGUCCACCAAUUGCAGAGCCACCAUGCUUCAUGGAGAAACUCGGAAGAGUGCCUGUGGGGUAGUAUACACAGUGAAGAAGCUUCACAAGAUUGAGGAGGAAGAAACAGUGCCAGCCUGCAAAAAGGCUAAGACUCAAGCUUGAGCCAGUUGUCAACAGGAGCCUCCAUACAGUCUUCAACCAGUGGCUGAGUCUUCCUUCACCCUCCAGCUGGCUUGGUUCCUCACUUACUGAUUUUUUUAGCCUGAAGAAGAAUUAUUUUUCUGGUUUUCAAGUGAGGAAUUCUGUGGGAAUCUUAUUGCUGGGCUUUUGGACAAGGGCAGGAGGGAAUCACUCCCCCUUGUCACCUUGUCCUAGGUCUUCUGGAAUCAGUGAACUUGCACAAUAGAAAGUACCCCUAAGGCAGAAACAUUGUGUCAACUGCACUCCUUUUUUUUUUUUUUAAAUUAAAAAUGUUUUCAAGAAAGCAUGACUAUAAAGACUCACUCCUAUAGUACCUAAAGUUUAGUACAGAGACAUAUUUUAAAACCUUAGAACCACGAGUCAGUAAAGUUUACCUUAAAUGGCUUGAGAGAAUAAUUGUGCAGUAAAAACUUUAUCUGCUCUCUAUUCUGUUUUGUGAUCAAUAACUAUAACAAUCCCAGAAUCUGUUGUUUGCUAGGAGAAAUCACGAGUUUGUAUCACAGGAACAGCGACUAAAUCAACCUGUUAGACACACAGCACAAAGGUUAUCUCUGUCCUUGGAAUCAAACCAUCCCAACAUAAAGCCAAACAGUAACAUGAGACAUUUGCCACGGAUUGGAAGGAAGAGCCCAAGGUUAUCCUGAAUGUGUACUCAGCAUGGUGUGCAGUUGCAGCAUAACAGCUGUCUCACCUAGGCCUGAGCAGUCUCCAUGUCACACAACUUUUACUGUAUCAUGUCUUUUAUGUCCAGAUUGUUUUGCUGCCUCCUGACUUUGCAGCUUUCCUUCCUGUUAGUGCUUCAGUAAAUCUAAUCCAAAAAAGCAGUCAUAACAGAUUUCUAAUCAUUGAGGCAUUUUCAGACAUCUUCCAACUGUUGACUGAAAUUUCUCUUUUGACCAAUAUAAAAAUUACUUAAGAUGCUGUACUUGAGAUGCUUUUGUGCCACCUUUACUCUGAAUAUUCCAAUAUUUCAAUUUCAUGCUACUCCAAGAAAGAUACUGAAGCCUUGGAGCAUGUCCAGAGAAGGGCAACAAAGCUGUGAAGGAUCUGGAACACAGGUAAUAUGGGCUGAGGGAACUGGGAUUGUUCAGUCUGGAGAAGACGAGGCUCCAGAAAGACCUUAUUGUUCCCUACAAGUCCCUGAAAGGAGGUUAUAGUGAGGUGGUGGUCAGCCUCUUCUCCCAGGUAACAGUGGUAGAAUGAGAGGUAAUG
Molecule: messenger RNA, 2164 nt
Organism: Phasianus colchicus (ring-necked pheasant)
Lineage: Eukaryota; Metazoa; Chordata; Aves; Galliformes; Phasianidae
Gene: RPP30
Product: ribonuclease P/MRP subunit p30
Biological process (GO): translation; tRNA processing
Cellular component (GO): nucleolar ribonuclease P complex; ribosome
Molecular function (GO): structural constituent of ribosome; RNA binding
Source: RefSeq, a predicted model, not a curated record